GGCCGACUCUUAGUCUUCUUGGUAAGAUAAUACAGCGCAAAUACUAUCAUCGCUAAACUCUGGCACAUAUACCGUCUACUUUACCAUGGAGUAUUUACCGAUUGCUUUGUCCAUAGUGGCAGCGAUACUCGUCGUUAUUUACUACUUUACCACGAAAAAUCAUAAUUUAUUCAAGAAGCAUGGAAUUUUGCAUAUUCCACCAACGCCACUGUUUGGAAAUAUGGGACCCUUGCUUAGGCGACAGUGCACCAUGCACGAUUUUAUUCUCAAAAUUUAUCAAUUACAUCCUGAAGCGAAAUAUGUUGGCUUCUACGAAUUUCUGACGCCUGUACUAAUGCUCCGCGAUCCGGAGCUGAUUAAAGCUGUCACCAUUAAGAACAUUGAACACUUCCCAGACCAUCGACCGUUCGCGUACAAGGAAGUGGACCCUUUGUUAGGGGGAAUGUUAUUUUGUCUGACAGGUGACAAGUGGAAGGAGCAUAGAAAUAUGUUGUCUCCCACGUUUACUUCUAGCAAGAUAAAAGGCAUGUACAAACUGAUGUCCGAUUGCGCAGUCAAAUUCGUGAACCAUUUAACGAAACUGCCGGAGAACGAGCGUGAAAUGGAGAUGAAGAGCCUUCUGAGUAAAUAUACAAACGACGUCAUCGCUACCUGCGUGUACGGUGUCUCCGUGGAUACAAUAAAGGAACCGAAUAACGUAUUUUACGUGUACGGCAAAAUAGGCACGACGUUAAUAACUUUCAAAAAAUCUCUAACAAUGUUGAUGCACAAAAACGCCCCUUGGUUAGCGAAACUCUUGCAAUUUAAAUACGUGGAAAGCUACGUCGAGAAAUUUUUCUCUGAUAUAGUGACAGACACAGUCAAAACUAGAGAAAAGACUGGCGCUUAUAGAUCGGACGUAAUACAACUAUUGCUAGAGACUAACCAAAAGAAGGAGCCGGGAAAAGGUAUGAGCGUGGAAAGUAUGGCCUCUCACGCUUUCAGCUUCUUCUUCGGCGGAUUUGAGGCCGUUUCCACGCAAAUCAGCUUAGCGACGCACCUGUUGGCCGAGAAUCCAGAUGUUCAAAAAAGAUUACAAGAAGAAAUCGACGAAGCAUUGGAAAACAACAACGGGCAAUUAACCUACGCUAUUCUAAGCGAGAUGAAGUAUCUAGAUGCCGUGAUGAAUGAAUCCUUGCGACUCCAUCCGGUAGCUAUAUUCAUAGACAGACUAUGUGCUAAAGAUUUCGAACUGCCACCUGCGUUACCCGGUGACAAACCUUUCACUGUCAAGAAAGGAAUGAACGUUUGGAUUCCUGUGAAAGCGAUUCAUCACGAUCCUCAAUAUUACGAAAAUUCUCUGAAAUUCGAUCCAGAUAGAUUUUUUAAAAAUGGUAAGAUUAUAAACUCGGACACGUAUAUGCCAUUUGGCCUUGGGCCCAGAAUGUGCAUCGGAAACCGGUUUGCACUCACAAAGAUGAAGGUAUUGCUAUGUCACCUUCUUGCCAAGUGCAAUGUCAAGAUCGGACCCAAAACGACAACUCCGUUAGAAUUCCAGAAAGGUGUGAUAAGUGCCGGUGCGAAAAAUGGAUUCUGGUUGAUCAUUGAGCCAAGGAAAAGUUCUUAUCGCUUUGCCCAAGUUAACGGAGGUGCCAAUGGGAUUUGUACAAAUGGAAUAGAAUUUAUGUCAACACAUUAUCCACAAGAUGAUGUCAUCAUGAACAAUGAUUUUUUCCCAGUCGUAACUUUAAAAUCAUUUAAUUCAGGAACUUUUAAAUUAGUUGAGACAUCCGUACGAAAAUUUACAGCUAGAUUAAAUAUUGUUAUUUUUACACAUUACGAUUUGUGGUAUAUUCGAAUGGAGUAUCUGUCCCUUGGUCUGUCUUUGAUAGCGAUACUGAUCGCUAUCUACUACUGUGCCACGAAGAAUCAUAAUUUAUUCAAGAAACAUGGAAUCCUGCACAUUCCACCGAUGCCAUUGUUUGGAAAUAUGGGAUCCUUCUUCGCAAAACGGUCCACCUUGCAAGACACCAUUCUGAAAGCUUAUGAACUUCAUCCUGAAGCGAAAUAUGUUGGCAUAUACGAGUCACUCACGCCUAUCAUAGUGCUCCGCGAUCUUGACUUGAUCAAGUCUGUCAACAUGAAGAAUUUCGAUCACUUUACCGACCAUCGUAACUUUGUCUUCAAGGACAUGGACCCUAUAUUUGCCGGAAUGCUGUUUUCUAUGAAAGGCGACCAAUGGAAGGAGCAAAGGAGCAUAUUGUCACUCGCGUUUACUUCCAAUAAGGUAAAGGAUAUGUUCAAUCUGAUGUCCGAGUGUGCUAUCAGAUACGCGAACUAUUUAUCGAACCUAGCGAAGAAUGAGCGUGAAAUGGAGAUGAGGGAUCUGCUGACUAAAUAUACCAACGACGUAAUCGCCACCUGUGUCUACGGUGUAUCUGUCGACACCAUAAAAGAUCCGAAGAACGUAUUUUAUACGUACGGCAAGUCGACCACGUUCACUAGUUUCAAAAAAGAUAUGGCAAUGUUGGCGCAAAGGAACCUACCCUGGCUGGCGAAGCUCCUCCAGCUCAGAUUUCUGGAGAAACAUAUAGCGAAAUUUUUUACCGACCAAGUGAUCAACACGAUCGAGGAAAGGAAACAGAAUGGCACUUAUCGAUCAGAUAUUCUACAACUAUUUAUAGAUGUAAAUGACAAGAAGGGCCCAGGAAAAGGUAUGAGCACGGAAAACAUGGUUAAUCACGCUUUUAGCUUAUUCUUUGGUGGAACUGAUUCCGUUGCAACGCAGACGAGCUUUCUGUUCUACCUUCUAGCCGAAAAUCCAGAGAUUUUGAAAAGACUACAGGAGGAAAUCGACGAAACAUUGAAAAAUAAUAACGGAAAAUUGACUUACGAUGCCAUACAGAAGAUGAAGUACUUGGAUGCCAUGAUCAACGAAGCGAUGAGAUUGCAACCAAUUACCGUAUUCUUGGAUAGACUAUGCGUGAAAGAUUUCGAGCUACCACCAGCCUUACCUGGUGAAAAACCUUUCACCGUUAAAGCAGGAAUGAACAUCUGGAUACCUGUUGACGCGAUUCACCACGAUCCCAAGCACUACGAAAAUCCGCAGAAAUUCGAUCCGGAUAGAUUCCUCGAAAAUGGAAAGAAGAUCAUAAAUUCGGGGGCGUUUAUGCCGUUUGGUCUCGGUCCCAGAAUAUGCAUCGGCAAUCGGUUCGCGUUAACAGAGAUAAAGGUAUUGCUGUGCCACAUUCUCGCCAAGUGCAACGUCAAGAUUGGAUCGAAGAUGUUGCUUCCAUUGCAAUAUGAGGAAGGUGUGAUAACCGCCUAUGCUAAGAAUGGAUUUUGGCUGAAUGUUGAGCCCAGAGAACAUUCUUACUGUACAUCUCAAACUAAUGGAACGACAAAGCAUCUGAGCAAUGGAAAUUGUAGAAAUUGAAUUUGCGAAUGAGUGAUUUUUAAUGCGGUUAAAAUCUUCUUCGCGUACGGAGUAGUGUUUUUCGGUUAACUCUAUGUCGGCGGACGUCACGCCGAUUCAGUCGUAAUCUACGUGAUCCAUACGUUGGCUCAAUUUUAUUUGGAGCAUACUGAAGAUGUUUUGUAAUAUGAGCCUCGCCCCUUCCUCUCCAUUAGCGAUAAGAAAACUCUCGCACGAUCUCCAUAACAAGGGCAGAAAAGACAUUUUGGAGUAAAAAAAAUUUACUGCGGAUCCAACGGCGCAGCGUCCGUCUUUCGAAUGUUAAUCCUAAUACUGACUAAGAUUGCUAUUUAUUUUACUUAAUAUAAUAUAAGCAAAAUAAAAAGUUUCUUAUAUAAUUCGUGAUCCGAUUGAUUAUUCGCUCGUGCUUCGAAAGAUUAAUAUUGUGUAAUAAACAAUUUGCUGAACAUAAUUGUUUCGUUAGAGUUUGACAAAAAAACAUUCUAUUUUUUAGCAAGUAUAUGACGUAAUUGAAACAUUAAGUUCAGAAAAUUCGUUUGGCAUAAAUACAGAAUGAAAUAAAUUUAAGGAUGCGUGGAUAUACAUAUAACAUAUGUAUACUAAAUAUUAAAUGAGAAAAGUUCUUUAAUUGCAAUUAAUAAAAGAAAAAUAUCGUGGAUUAAAGUAAAAAGAGAGACUAAUCAUGAUGAAUAAAUAGAUAAAUAGAAUGUUUGACACUUGUGGAAGGAAAUAUUGUAAUCGAGGAAGCAUUGUUUCGGAUAAUUUGGAAGGUAACGUUAAUUUUUAUUCCGCAUGUGAGAUUUAAUAGAAGCGCAAAUUUACUGCGUAAUUAUAUAUCGUUUAUCUGUAAAUUAUAUGUAUGAAUAUGAGUUAUAAUUUUUUCCAUAAACAAUAGUCUUCAAAGCGAUAAAAGUAUAUGUUAUACAUUAAUUAAAGUGUCAUUGGUGCAAUUUAUUAUAACUGUAAUUUAUUUGCCAUAGUUUUAUCGUAGGGUAUAUACCACUGCAAAGAUGAAGAGGGAAGAAAGGUAGAAGAAGAGCAAGAAAACUAAGAUUCGUUUUCCCUCUUAGCUAUCGUUUCGCGCCUUUUUCCACUAACACGACAAGACAAUACACUGCUUGAAUCCACCCUUACGAUCUUCAGUUCAUUAAUUCUGGCCAAAAGCCGGUCUUGAUGGUGCUGGUUCGAUCGCUAACCUUCGGUCUUGGAGCUUUCCUUUUCAUCCCUUCCACGCACUCACCGUAGCUAAAGUGAAUUACAUUAGAGGGGAGAGGGUAGUUUUAUCGAGUCAACCUGCUAGAUAUUUCCUAAGGCACCUAAGGGUCGUUGGAUCGGAAACGGGUCCUUUAACAACGACCAACCUUCCGAAGAAGUUGCACGAUAAUCUGCACUGGACCAAAUUGUUUCCCUGCUUCGUCGAAUAUAACUUGUUGA
Bombus pascuorum is the source of this 4849-nucleotide messenger RNA. RefSeq lists its product as uncharacterized. Lineage: Eukaryota; Metazoa; Arthropoda; Insecta; Hymenoptera; Apidae. The coding region runs from base 86 to 3415 and encodes 1109 amino acids. The record is from RefSeq and is a predicted model, not a curated record. Gene Ontology annotation, molecular function: monooxygenase activity; heme binding; oxidoreductase activity, acting on paired donors, with incorporation or reduction of molecular oxygen. The transcript is spliced from 3 exons.